This is a messenger RNA of Xylaria bambusicola, 1287 nucleotides long. RefSeq lists its product as uncharacterized. Gene Ontology annotation, cellular component: mitochondrion. Bases 254 to 793 code for a protein of 179 amino acids. Lineage: Eukaryota; Fungi; Ascomycota; Sordariomycetes; Xylariales; Xylariaceae. The record is from RefSeq and is a predicted model, not a curated record. The transcript is spliced from 3 exons.
AUCUAAGUGAGAUUGGUGACACUCAUCAAUGUACCUAUCCCGAUAUACAUAUUAACAGUAUUGAAUACAGUCGAUACAGUAUUAUACACUGUACUGAGUUCGAGUACUGUAAGAAUAGCAGCGGUCAUGAUUGGUUCAAACUGACCCACCUCUAAUGGUAGCCCUCUCCGUCUUGUGUUGAAGCUCAUGAAGCUCGGUCAAUCCGUCAUAGAUUGUUGAAGCCAAUUGGCAAUACACACCACCCAAUCCCGCGAUGCAGGCCCUCCGAACAAGAGCGGUUGGCGUGGCCCGCCGUGCUCGCCCAACGACUCUCCGCACAACCCGAUCUUACGCUUCCGAGAGCCACGGCCACCAUGAAGCGCCCAAGGUUAACGAGGGAUUAGGUACCGCAUUCUACGUAUUUGUAGGCGCCCUACCAGCCUCGAUCGUCGCCUAUCAGAUCUCGCGCCCUGGCGCAGACGGCGAGCCCUCUAGCUUUAGCAAAUGGCUACAACAGUUCGACUACUUGCAGAAGGAUUUUGCGGAACGCAACAAGUUGCGCACGGAUAUGAUCGAGCAAGCUGCCCACGACAAGCACCUAUUCCUGAAUGCUGGCAGGAGCACACACGUGGAUCUCAAGACUCCUGAGCUUAUCUUCUCCGGCUCACCAUACAAUGUGCCCGCAGGCCAUUCCCCGAACCUCGACCACAUCACGGAGCACUUCAGGAAACGGGCCGCGGCCGAGGAGGAGCGUAAAGCGAAGAAACUAGCUGAGAAGGCGGCUGAGCCAGCUGAGAAACUAAGCUUAACCUAACUGUAUCACUAAACAUACAUAAAUAUAGACCUUUAUUUUCUUUCACUUUGACAUGCUUGGUUUACAUUACGUACAUAGCUAGACCAGGGGAUUACGACAGCCUGAGUUAGUAAAGAGGUUACACAAGUUCCUCAAGCCAAUUUCUCAUCGACUGUUUAAGGCUGUGAAUAAGCGAGGAAAGAGAGGAUAGAAAUAACACCGCAACUUCUCGUUUGUCCAUUACUGACUAGUUACGUCACACGAAACUGCAAUCAACCAUCUAUCCGUACAAGUUCAAGACAGUGCCGGAAAAGUCAUACGCAAACACCCCUUGAAGUGUAAUAAUUCGGGAUACCAGCUGCUCCUCGCCCUUUGCAUGUUUGUAACAGGUGUCGUCCUACAUCCCCAUCAUAGAUAGAGAAACCAUUUGAUUAUUGGGCUCUAGGUAGCUCUCAUUUGAUAAAUUGUGAUAGAUGAGCCUAAUACCAUGGAAUGUGUGCCCAAUAGCCCUAGGC